GCGGGCUGUGGAAGCCGCACCCUGUCGGGCGGGGGCCGCUCGGUGCCUGAGGGGGCGGCGGGAGCGGCGGGAGGCGGGGACCGAGACAGCGACAGCCUCGUCAGGGGACCGGCCGCCGCGGCCCCUUCGCUCCCGCCCGUUCUCAUCUGUCCUCGGGUUCCUUAAAACUGUGCUAUGAAUGGUGACUCUGGUGUGGGGGUGGUGACUUCACCACCUCCAACAACAGCCCCUCAUAAAGAGAGGUAUUUUGAUCGAGUUGAUGAAAAUAAUCCAGAAUAUUUGAGAGAGAGAAAUAUGGCACCUGACCUUCGCCAGGAUUUUAACAUGAUGGAACAGAAGAAGAGAGUCUCCAUGAUUCUUCAAAGCCCAGCCUUUUGUGAAGAAUUGGAAUCCAUGAUCCAGGAACAGUUUAAGAAGGGGAAGAACCCCACAGGUUUAUUGGCUUUACAGCAGAUUGCAGAUUUYAUGACAACGCACGUACCAAAUGUCUACCCUGCAGCACCUCAAGGCGGAAUGGCUGCAUUAAACAUGAGUCUUGGCAUGGUAACACCAGUGAAUGAUCUGAGAGGGUCCGACUCCAUUGCUUAUGAAAAAGGGGAGAAGUUGUUACGAUGUAAAUUGGCAGCUUUCUACAGAUUAGCAGAUCUCUUUGGCUGGUCUCAGCUUAUUUACAAUCAUAUAACAGCCAGAGUAAAUUCUGAACAAGAGCACUUCCUUAUUGUACCUUUUGGACUCCUCUAUAGUGAAGUCACUGCAUCUAGUCUGGUUAAAAUCAAUAUUCAGGGAGAUGUGGUUGAUCGUGGAAGCACUAACUUGGGAGUAAACCAAGCUGGUUUUACAUUGCACUCUGCWAUUUAUGCAGCUCGACCUGAUGUCAAAUGCAUUGUCCAUAUCCACACGCCAGCAGGAGCAGCGGUUUCUGCAAUGAAGUGUGGUCUCCUGCCAAUUUCACCUGAAGCACUUUCUCUGGGGGAAGUAGCUUAUCAUGACUACCAUGGUAUUCUAGUGGAUGAUGAAGAAAAGGUGGUUAUUCAGAAAAAUUUGGGGCCUAAAAGCAAGGUCCUCAUUCUCAGAAACCAUGGCUUAGUAUCAGUUGGAGAGACUGUUGAGGAGGCUUUCUACUAUAUUCAUAACCUAGUGCUUGCCUGUGAGAUACAAGUACGUACCCUGGCCAGUGCRGGUGGACCUGACAACUUAGUGCUCCUUGAUCCUGGAAAGUAUAAAGCCAAGUCUCGUUCCCCUGAGUCUCCAGCAGGUGAGGGUACUGUAUCCCAUCCAAAAUGGCAGAUUGGAGAACAGGAGUUUGAAGCUCUUAUGCGAAUGCUUGAUAAUCUGGGUUACAGAACUGGSUACCCAUAUCGAUGCCCUGCUCUCAGAGAGAAAUCUAAAAAGUACAGCGAUGUUGAGAUUCCAGCUAGUGUCACAGGUUACUCCUUUACUAGUGAUGGCGAAUCAGGCAUUUCCUCCCCCCUCAGACACAGUUUUCAGAAACAGCAGCGAGAGAAGACAAGGUGGCUGAACUCUGGCCGAGGGGAUGAUGCUUCUGAAGAAGGGCAGAAUGGCAGCAGUCCCAAGUCGAAGACUAAGUGGACUAAAGAGGAUGGACAUAGAACUGCCACCUCUGCUGUCCCUAAUCUGUUUGUUCCAUUGAACACCAAUCCAAAGGAGGUCCARGAAAUGAGGAACAAGAUCCGAGAACAAAAUUUGCAAGAUAUUAAAACGGCAGGCCCUCAGUCACAGGUUCUYGCUGGGGUAGUUGUGGACAGGAGCCUUGUACAGGAUGCUCCCCUCUCAGACUGUACGGAAUCUAUUGAAGGGCUCGAUCUCACAGAGCAGGCCUUUAGUCCCGCUAAAUCUCUGUCUGUUAGAAAGGGAGAAUUGGUGACUGCAUCAAAGGCAAUAAUUGAGAAAGAAUAUCAACCAAAAGUCAUAGUGAGCACAACAGGACCAAAUCCCUUCAAUAAACUGACUGAUCGAGAACUGGAAGAAUAUCGCAAAGAAGUAGAAAGAAAGCAGAAGGGACCAGAAGAUAAGGUAUCAAAAUACGGAGAGACUGUGUUACUGAGGCAGACACCAGCUGGGGAACAGAGUGCAGUGCUUAGAAAUCAGAUCAUCAGUGAGCAAAACACGUCAGMUAAAAAAUCUCUGGAUUUGAAAGGCAGAUCAAACACCUUCCAAGGAACAGAUACGAAGACUUUAAAGGAUCGUGACGUAUCAUCACUGUCUAAGUCUUUAGAUAACACUCAGUUUGCUGCUGCAUGGGUUUCUUGUCAGACCAUGCAGCAAAUCAUCCCACAUCUAAACGGAGAAGAGCCAGAUGGGCAGAAGUCCUCCCAUAAGGAAUUUCAUACUGCAGUGAUCAAAGCGUUAAGGUCCGAUCCUGACCUUUUGGCUGAGGCCUCAGAGCCUUCAGAAGAUGGCAGGCCACAGAAAGAGAAAAGCCCCCCUGACCCCACUUCAGCUCGCACUCCUCCCAGUACGCCAAUUAAAAUAGAGGAAGAGACACGGCAGGACCAGACCUACAGAGAUGACAGUGAUGCUGCAACUUUCAAGCAAACCCUCCCAGAUCUCACCCCUGAUGAGCCUUCGGAAGCACUCGGCUUCCCUCCCUUAGGAAAGGAGGAAGGGAGAUGUGACCAAGACGUGCCCAAAAGCCAAACAGAACCACCUGCAGUGGAAAAUAAGGAACCCCAGUCUCAACCCACUGAAGAGCCAGCAACACCAACAGCUGAGGAGGGGACAGCAGCUGAUGCAGGUAGUGAUGAAUCUCCAGGGAAAUCCCCAUCAAAAAAGAAAAAGAAGUUUCGCACUCCUUCCUUCCUGAAGAAGAGCAAAAAGAAGAGUGACUCCUAAAGGCCAACCCACUGCAGAAACACUGUCAUAUUUUAAAAUCCAUUAACCACUAGAAUGUACCAGAUCGUACUGAGUGUUUUGUCUUACUAUGUAAAUGAAUGCCACAAUUAAUCCAACCAGCCCCUCAAGUUAUGGCUUGAUUGUUUAGGGUUAUAACCAGAAAUUAAUGUCCAAAAAGGUGCUAAUCCUGUGUGUUCAGCAGCUGCCACAGAUCUGAUCCCUAAUUUGUAAUCAAAUGUAAAUGACUUCCAUGUGGAAGGCAUUGAUUCACUAUUUUUAAUGUAAAGCCUGCACUGCUUUGCAAAAGAAUAUAAGAAGUUCACAAUUAAAAAUAAACCACCCAUUGCUUACCACAAGAAGUGUUCUUUCCAAUAUUCUAUUCCAAGCCACAGGUAAAUUUCUUAAAUUUUGACUUUUAGAGAGGAAGCUUUUGCAGUGGUGUUCUCAAGGGGGCGUAUUCUUGAACUGACGUGUAAACUUCUGCAAGCUUGUGAGUACAGGUUGUGUUUUGGCCAAGCUUUGAGGUUCUCCAUUGCUUCCUCUCUUUCUCSCUUUUCACUAUUGUUACAAAAUGAAGGUGAUUUUCACUUUUUUUUAAUAACUGGCUGGUGAAAUCAAUCUUUGAUGUCUAGGACUGAAAUGACUGUGGUGUGUUCCGCUCAUGUUGUGUGUUCAAAGAGCCCAGUCUUGACCUGGUUUUUUUCUUUCUUGUGAAUUACAGUUUAAGGGAAAUCUGUCUUUGCUCUUGCCUCGCUGAGUCAUGUGGYGAUUUGGCUGUUAGAAAAGGUUAAAAAGUAACUGAAGUAAAGKUAUUUCCGAAGUUUUUCAGCUGGUGGUGUGGAGCAUGGGCAGGUGUAUUUUGGGCCUUAGCACAGGUUUUUUCAUCCUCUUAAAAAUCCCUUUAUUGCACAUGCAGCCUUGCUGUGCAUGAAACCCCAUGUGCAGCUUUWUGUGUUUGUUCCUUCCCACUGAUAAAAAUGUAAAUGCAUUACACUGAGUAUUUCACCUUGUUUUAGAGUAAUUAUAUUUUCACUUACAAAAGCUGGCAUUUCUUUAAAUCUUUUUGUUGUUGUUGCCAGCAGUCAAGUGCAGAAAUCCUGUGUAACCUUAAAGGUGUAUUUUCACCGUUUGCUAUAAAUGUUUGUUUAAUGUGCAGCAUGGCAAAUCACUCCCACCACUGAGUUCACUAUUUCCCAGUUAUUGCCAUGCUUCUGUCUCUCACUAAUUGUAAAAGUAAUUUAAGAUCAGGUAGGUCAAGCUUGCGGAAUUCUCCAGAAAGCAGGURCCAUUCCCCGGCCCAGGGCUGGCGGGUCGGUGACCAUUUCUGGUUUCUACAAUUUGCAUUUCAGGUUUAACAGCAGCAAACCCCUACACCCUGUGGGGGUGAGGGCAGCACACUGACUCACAGUAUGUGUCUGUAACACAACAGAACAUGGAUGUAACCUUUUAGGACAAUAUUAAAUGUUGCAAUUGGUAAAAUAGCAGAGAACUAAUGCCUUACAUUCAUGCAGCAGAAAGCACAGAGGGCCGGGCGGGUGGAGCAGCUGGAGGCAGCUCUGGGUGGGCAGAGCAAGGCCUUUGUCAGGUUGGGAGGUGCCGAUGCCUCGGGCUGGGUUUACACAGCGAAGGGGCAACAGCUGGGAGUGGAAUUAGAGCUGUCAGUGUUCCAGUGAGGAGAGCUUUGGAGGUGGCCACUGGUACCGUGGGAAAGGUGUCGUGGCCUGGYUGGGUGGGACAGAGCAGGCGGGCACAGGGCAGGAGCCCCCGGACAGCAGCGCUCAGGCAGGACUGCAUGGCACGAAUGGCUUUCAGCUUCUACUCUAACCUUGUAUGUCCUUGUACACUAGGAAGCAAACAACACUUAUUUUGCUAAAUUGUGUUUUAUUGCAGGGUCGUAACUAAAUGACUAAUUGCUGUAUGUUUCAGUUCUUUACUGAAGUCCCUCCAUUUAUCUUGACCACAUAUGCAAUGAYUCUUAAUUUCUAAUUUUGUAGUUUGUUCUUUUUAGUUCUUUGUAUUACAAUAUGAAAUGUAGUCAUGUAUGGUAUGGUUACACACUUUGGGGCAGAAUAAAGUCCUGUAUUUUUUUCUUU
Messenger RNA from Malurus melanocephalus (red-backed fairy wren), 4946 nucleotides. RefSeq names its product adducin 1 (gene ADD1). Gene Ontology annotation, cellular component: cytoskeleton; focal adhesion; postsynaptic density. Gene Ontology annotation, molecular function: actin filament binding. The record is from RefSeq and is a predicted model, not a curated record. NCBI's taxonomy places the organism in Eukaryota, Metazoa, Chordata, Aves, Passeriformes, Maluridae. The transcript has 17 exons. Gene Ontology annotation, biological process: barbed-end actin filament capping; positive regulation of establishment of endothelial barrier; positive regulation of adherens junction organization. The coding region runs from base 175 to 2853 and encodes 892 amino acids.